AGCCGGGGCAGCGUCUCCUCCAAACGCAGCGCUGAGGAGCCGGCUGCUAUAGUGGCUGCUGUUUGCGAAAAUGUUUGGACGAGGCGCUGUCUACACCUGAUGUGAUGUCUCCACUGUGAGGAGACUGGGGGCUUUUUUUUCCUUCUCUCCCCCCUCCCACCUUUAAGUUGGUGCUGAGGCGACAGAUAUCCCCGUUUAUCUGCGGAUGUCCCUGACCAAUUCAAGCGUCUUUCUGCUCAACGAGGGUUCAGCCGAUUCCUACACUAGUCGACCCUCUGAUUCCGACCUGUCCCUGGAGGAGGACCAGGAGGCGUCUCGGCGUGAAGCCGAGCGCCAGGCUCAGUUGCAGCUGGAGAGAGCCAAGUCUAAACCAGUAGCAUUCGCAGUGAAAGCCAAUGUGAGUUACUGUGGAGCCCUUGAUGAAGACUGUCCAGUCCAAGGUGCUGCUAUCAACUUUGAAAGCAAAGACUUUCUGCACAUAAAAGAGAAAUACAACAAUGAUUGGUGGAUCGGUCGGCUGGUGAAGGAAGGGGCAGACAUCACUUUCAUCCCGAGUCCAGUCAAACUCGAAGCCAUGAGGAUAAAACAUGAGCAGAAAACAGCAGCAAGGAAAGGAGGUAACGCUUCAUCUGGAGGCUGGAGGUCCACCCCGCCAUCUGCAGCCAAACAGAAGCAGAAACAGACUGAGCAGCUACCUCCAUAUGAUGUGGUUCCUUCUAUGCGGCCAGUGGUGCUGGUGGGCCCUUCACUGAAAGGAUAUGAGGUGACGGACAUGAUGCAGAAAGCCCUGUUUGACUUCCUGAAGCACCGAUUCGAUGGCAGGAUCUCUAUUACACGGGUGACUGCUGAUUUGUCACUGGCGAAGCGAUCGGUGCUGAACAAGAAGGCCAUAAUGGAGAGAUCCAACACACGCUCCAGUCUCGCGGAGGUCCAGAGUGAGAUAGAGAGGAUCUUUGAGCUGGCCAAGUCUCUGCAGCUGGUCGUCCUGGAUGCAGACACCAUCAACCACCCAGCGCAGCUUCUCAAGACUUCUCUGGCUCCCAUCGUCGUCUACGUCAAAGUGUCCUCGCCUAAAGUUCUUCAGAGGCUGAUCAAAUCUCGAGGGAAGUCACAAAGCAAACACCUCAACGUUCAGAUGAUGGCAGGGGACAAGCUCGCUCAGUGCCCGCCUGAGAUGUUCGAUGUCAUCCUGGAUGAGAAUCAACUGGAAGAUGCUUGUGAACACCUCGCAGAGUACCUGGAAAUUUACUGGCGGGCUACACAUCUCCCCUGUUCCGCCCCUGUUAACCCCCUCCUGGACCAAAGUGUGAUCACCCCUCCCUCAGCUAACUCCAGCCAACAGUUCUCUGAGACUCAAGAGUUGAUAGAAUGAUCACUACCACUGACAAAAUGAGCCUGUGCUGUCGGCUGGGAGUCAAGACUAGGACGUCAUAGAGCACAGGGACCAGGGCGCCACCAGGGGGCAGCAGCUGCCCUCACCUCUCCAAAUCCAGCUACCACCUUCUCUGGCCACACCUGUACGGCAAAGAAAAGAACAGGAGCAGAGUCCCUGGAGAGGGAGAGAGCAGAAGGUUGGCUAUCUGGAGGAAGAGGAGUCACAAGAACAGGGAGAGGAGGAGGAGGAGGAGGAGGAGGAGGAGAAGAUCUGACCGGUGCCGAAGGAGCCUCCGCCUCACUGCUGCCCCCUCAGCAAGAGCUCCCUGCUCCCACUGCCAUGUGACAACUCAGGGCCGCUUUCUACUGCUGCACGCGUACUGGUGAUACAAACCAGUACAGCAGUGCAGCCCCUGCACACCACCUCCCCCACCCCUCACUCCCCGUCUCACCCUGACAUCGACCUUGUUCCUGAUUCCCUACUUUCACAUCGGAUGUCACAUCCUGAGCUAGCCCAUCCGUGUUUAGACACCCAGAGGAGGCCGUCUCAGACACAGAUCGGCUGAUUCAGCUCACACUGUAGACAAACUGCACACCUGUGAAGUCAGAGUAUGUUAGCAAAUGUUACUGUAGCACAGCAGAGCUGUCAGUAAAACACACAACACAAACAUGCAGUAUAACAACUUAGGGUUCCUCGGGUUUGUGGAUCAACCUGACUUCCCUCUCUGACCAAAGAGAGCAGAGAGUUACAGAAAUCCAGUUCUGUGUGUCUUCCAUCUCUUAAGUUCUCUGUGAGCUGUCACUACAGUUUUACCAAUAGUUUCCUCUAAGGCACAGUUGUUUCUGUCAGUCUCCUCCUUUAUAAUCACGUCUCUCAUUGUUUUCCAGUAGCCUUUUAAAAUGAUUCUCUUUAUUGAUUGAAUUUGUUUACAGUUACCAUGUAUACCACUAUCUAAAUAUCUGAGCUGUCAGUAGCUGAUAACAUGUCUGUACACAACAGUGAUGCAAACCCACGCACGACAAGCACAGAGAUGCACAUCGACAGUGGGUCCGUGCAUCUUUUGUCACAGCUGUGAAUGUAUGAAUGGCUUAGAAAGGAUUAUUUACAAUAACGGUGGUUUAUGGUUGGGGGGAAAUCAUACAGUAGAUCAAGUAAAAUGAAAAUCCAAUUAAAUAUGUAGCAAAAAAUAAUAAUUCCAAAGUCACAUAAAGCUUCAAAUGGGAUUUAAUCCAAUCACAUUAAACUGAUCGUACAGUACGUAGAGUAUUAUUUCUUCUUUCUGGUACAUUUUUAUCCACUCAGAAAUAUAAGUUGUUACAUAAACAGAUAUCAAGGGAUUCAGUCAUAUUUAGCACAUGUGUGAAUUACUCCAGAAGAGAAGAGAUAUAUCACAUGUCAGAUUUUCAGGUCGUGUUUUUCAGUUUUAAAGUCAAACCGAAAGAUUUAAAGCAGGACUACUGCUCUGUCCUGAGUAACUUCACUGUUAAAACUCAUCAUGUUAUGUUAUGUUGAUCUUCAGUUUUCUAAGUGGACUGGAAAACACCUCAUAGAGAUAAUUUACAGAAAGAGUUCCAAAGAGUUUGUCGUUAUUUGUUGUUGAUACCAUAUCAGAUGUGAUAUAAUUUACAUUACACUUCUACUCAGUGGUGUAGUGGUAGGUCGAACAGUGGAUGGACCAUAAACUCCUCUUUUCUCUUUUAAUGGUAUAGUUGGAGAUCUUUACAAUUGAAUUGCUCAGUGGCAAAGAUGUACCUGUGACACAUCCACACUGUGGUGAGGGAAGUACUUUAACAUAAUACUGAGGUAGAAGUACAAAUAAAUAGACAAAAAUGGACUCAAGUCAAAGUAAAAGUUCUACAUUGGUUUAUAUUUAUAUCUACUCUAAGUAAAAGUAAGAACUUGCUUUUAAAAUACAAUUACAGUAUUAAAAGUAACUUGCCGAGUGUGGCUUAUUCUUUUAUGCAACAGUCUACUAUAUCAUUGUGGCUGAGUCUCGGCGGUGUUUCUUCACAAGUGAUGCUACUGCAGCAGGAGGCGGGGUCUAAUGUUACCUGCCCGUUCUGAUUGGAUCAGUGGACCAAUUCUACUCUUGUUAUUGAUUACUUUAAAAUAUAAAAAAACAAUGUGAACGUGUAAGGCAGUGCAUUGUAAACAUUUAGUGGAGUAGAGAGUAGGGAUAUGUGCGGAUGUAUGUAAUGCAGUAAAAGUAAAGACACUUGAAAAAUGUACUUAAGUACAGUAACUAAGUAAAUGUACUUUAUUACAUCCCACCAUUGCAUUUCACCCUCCACAAUGAAACUGUGCGACAACUAUUGACACACAUCGACACACUGAAAGAGUUAACUCCUCACAAGACUGAUAAAUAAUUUAAUUGUCUUUUGGCACAAACAGUACUGCAGGCUUAUAAGUACAUGGCGAGCGCCCUCUGGUGGUAUAUUUAUGUCAUUAUUAGAGGUCUUAUAUGCAAACAAACUGCAAGAGAAACAUUAAAAGAUACAUAAACACAUAUAAGGAACAUGUACAAUUUCCAAUCAUGAGUCAAUUUAAGUUUUGCCAAACUUUGCAAAGCCAUCAAUAAUCUCUUUAACAUUUAUUUAAGCAUCUUUGCCUCCAUUUCAUGUUUCACGCUGCUCACCAAAAUAAACGCAUCCCAACUGCAUCUGCUUUCACCAUGUACAACUAUAGAGCUCGGCUAACAACAUACCACACAUGUAAAUGAUACAAAGUAUGUGCAUGACAUAUUGUAUUCCUGUUUCAUCAGAAGGGCUUUUUAGGACCAUGCUCGCAUUCACUUUUUAACAUAACAUAACCAAUCACCCAUUAUCACAGCUUAACUGUACAUAGUGUAUAUUCAAUAUGCAGAUAUUAUUAUUAUUAUUAUUAUUAAUAUUAUUAUCAAAUUGCACAGAAACAACAAAUGCCGACAGGAAGUAGAAGGGUUUUAGUCACUAAUCUUUAUGCAGCGCCUCAGAGAGCAUGUUGUUUAUAUGUAUUUUUCCUCUGUUUUGAGAAUGAUGCACUGCAGUUAUUUAGGACCACCGUACCGAACGCUUCCACUGACACCCACAUUCAUUUCUAAAGGACCAGGUUUGAGCUACAUAACUUCUUCUCGACGAAGCAUAGAGAGCACAGUACCUUCUUAUAGGAUUAAAAAUCGAAACGACAACAAAAAUUAUAAAUAUCAGCUCCUCCUGUCUGCUUAAUCUUUAUCGCAGGAAAUUUCUACAAAAAGGCGAAUUCUUCUUUGGACGUCCAAAGCACAAUUUUUUACAAGUAUCAUUUCCUAUUUGUGUUUCACUUGCCUAAAUUCUGUAUGCAAUACAAAGUCUAGACACUAGCUGAGACUAUCAAGAUAUCUCCUCAGUUAUGAUGGGGUAUAAUUGCACUACUAUCAUUUAUAUGUCUGCUUUACGAUGCAAUAAAUGCACUAAAUGUUAUGCUGUACCCACCUCCAAUACUGAACAAGCUGGUCUGAUGGUAAACGUUUCCCAUGGUUUCUGACAAGUCGACGAGAGGAAUGAGAUCGAACGGUGUCUGACGAUGAUGUGUACAGGGUGCAUCUUUUGUCUAUGCUACAUUUGAAAGAAGAGGUGAAUAAAAAAAAAAAACAUUUAAGUAA
Hippoglossus stenolepis (Pacific halibut) is the source of this 4994-nucleotide messenger RNA. RefSeq names its product calcium channel, voltage-dependent, beta 3b (gene cacnb3b). Gene Ontology annotation, biological process: neuromuscular junction development; calcium ion transmembrane transport; regulation of voltage-gated calcium channel activity. The transcript has 14 exons. Lineage: Eukaryota; Metazoa; Chordata; Actinopteri; Pleuronectiformes; Pleuronectidae. Gene Ontology annotation, cellular component: voltage-gated calcium channel complex. The record is from RefSeq and is a predicted model, not a curated record. Gene Ontology annotation, molecular function: protein binding; high voltage-gated calcium channel activity. Bases 206 to 1372 code for a protein of 388 amino acids.